AUGAACGGAGCGGCAGAGAACUAUAAGUUCGUCAACUACCAGGAAUGGAAAGGCCUGAAGAUGCUGCGCGACCUCGUGCAUGACGUCGAAGCAGUGGCCCGAAUCCACAACAGAGAUUCCAUCAUUCCAGCAAAGCGAUCCAUCGGUUGGAUCUACCUGGCAACCUGUUGCCAUAUCCGAGGAAAAAGUGAUGUGAUGACCAAAGAGUACAAGGAUAUAAAGAUGAUCGAACACUUGCCCACUGCACUGUACGCAGCGAUGGACGGACUUCCGGACAACAAAGUGAUCCUGGUCAGAACCAGAGUUCCUAUCAUCCAGCCGGACAUUGUCAUCGAACUCACCGGUGAUGGCAUCCAGAGAGACAUUAAACUGGAGGACAUUUGA
Molecule: messenger RNA, 384 nt
Organism: Clonostachys solani
Lineage: Eukaryota; Fungi; Ascomycota; Sordariomycetes; Hypocreales; Bionectriaceae
Source: the annotation of a GenBank genome assembly